Messenger RNA from Topomyia yanbarensis, 3629 nucleotides. Its product is annotated as homeotic protein ultrabithorax. Gene Ontology annotation, cellular component: nucleus. The record is from RefSeq and is a predicted model, not a curated record. Gene Ontology annotation, molecular function: RNA polymerase II cis-regulatory region sequence-specific DNA binding; DNA-binding transcription factor activity, RNA polymerase II-specific. Gene Ontology annotation, biological process: negative regulation of transcription by RNA polymerase II; anterior/posterior pattern specification. The transcript has 3 exons. The coding region runs from base 765 to 1736 and encodes 323 amino acids. Lineage: Eukaryota; Metazoa; Arthropoda; Insecta; Diptera; Culicidae.
GUUCGAGCGGUACACAAUUUGGGUCUGCUCCGCACUGUUGUUGGCCUGCGAGAAGCGAGAUAUUGAUAGUUUCGGCAUUGUCGUAUCAAAAUAAAGUGAACAUUCGUUUGAAGGCAACCGUUUAGACAAGGCGCGUUUUAUUUUUAUUGUUAUUAAUAUUAUUAUUGCGCUGCUCUCAAAUAUAGACCAAACGCAUUGUCAACUUUUAUUAGUAACGUUUCUGAAAAGUUUCAAGUGAAAAUAAACUGAGUGUAAAAGUGAAAUCUAUUUUUUCUGGAAAAAUUGCACUAGUCGCAAUUUUUAUGUAAUUUCACUCAAUUGAAAAAUUCCAUCGAGAUUGUAAAACUAGAUAUUCGGCGGAAAGCGCUGAAAAAUAUUUUCCAAUAAAGGAAGGAGUUGUAACGGAAAAAAUGAAAAUACGUAAAAAAGAAUAACAGCACAGUUGAGGUUAAAAAAACAUUCAACUUAGACAGUGAAGUGUGAACAGUGAACUGUGACAAUUACCAGGUACAAUAUAUUCUGUAAUAAAAUAGCCCUUGGUAACCGUGAACCAGAAAAUCAUGUGCUGAUGGUGCUUAUGCAAUAUGUAUGUGAAGUGCACGAUAGUGAUGAUAUGAAUAUCAAUUUGUUCUAAGCUCUCACGAUCCCUGCUGCGGUUUUGGACUUAAGCAAAAGCGACAAAAAAUCCAGUCUCGCACUAGAAGGGGGCGAGAGAAACUUUUCUCUUCCUAGGACUCAGAGAACCGUGCAUAGGUUUGGUCAACAUGAAUUCGUAUUUUGAACAAACUGGUUUCUACGGCCAUCCGCAUCAAGCGGCCGGAAUGAUGACCACAACAGGAACCCACCACGAUCAGACAACGGCAGCUGCAGCGGCCGCGUAUAGAGGAUUUCCACUGUCCCUUGGAAUGUCCCCCUACACCAACCAUCAUCUGCAUCAGAGUCGAUCGUCACAAGAAUCGCCGUACGAUGCCAGCUUACAGGCAGCAUGCAAGCAAAUUUACGAAGGUUCCUAUAGCACAAAGGAUUGCGGGAAGACUGGUAGCGGAAAUGGAACCACAGAUACCACCAACGGCUACAAGGAUGUGUGGAAUUCGACAAACACGAGCGCCACCAAUAGCAACACUAAUACAGCGACUGGCGGAAAUGUACCUGCACAGCAAAACAGCUCAGUUCCUGUACGACCCUCGGCAUGUACGCCAGAUUCUCGCGUCGGAGGCUAUAUUGAUGCUUCUGGUGGCAGUCCUGUCAGCAGAACAGGUUCCACCGCUGCCGGUGUUACCGGAACGUGGAACACCAACCAAUGCUCACUGACCGGUUCGACCGGUGGCCAACCAGCGCCAACCACCGGUCUGCACCAGUCUAACCACACGUUCUACCCUUGGAUGGCUAUAGCAGGUAAGAGAUACUCAGAAUCUCUUGCGGGCACACUUCUUCCAGAUUGGAUAGGUGCCAACGGACUACGAAGACGAGGCCGACAAACGUACACCCGAUACCAAACGCUGGAGUUGGAGAAGGAAUUCCAUACCAACCACUACCUGACCCGUCGGCGCCGAAUCGAAAUGGCCCACGCACUCUGUCUGACGGAACGGCAGAUCAAAAUCUGGUUCCAGAACCGUCGGAUGAAGCUGAAGAAGGAAAUUCAAGCAAUCAAAGAGUUGAACGAACAGGAAAAGCAAGCCCAGGCGCAGAAAGCAGCUGCAGCAGCGGCAGCGGCAGCCCUGCACGAGCAGAACUAGGGGUUAGACCAUACCAAUCACAGUAGUUCUAGUAAUUAUUUAUACUAACUUUAGUGGGUUCUAAUGUUUUUGGUUAGAGCGUCAAACUAUUUUUCUACAAGGAAAGUUGUUUUAGUUCUUUUACAUUUUGUUUAACUGACGCGUUAUGUUUUACUUAUAGCUUCGUUUUCACCUUUGAAGAAAGUAAGUUUUGUUUUAAGUAAAUUAAAUUUGUAAAAAGAAAUGUUGCUAAAGAGAUUAAUUUAAACAAACAACUACUAAAACGCUAGUGAAAGGUAUACAAAACACUCAACGAUAGUUGAGUAGCAUUCCCGUGUUUGGGGAUGUAUUGUAAAAAGAUUUGGUUCUAAGUAACACGGGGAAACAUUGUACAAAAAUUCUGGUAAAAGCCAUUUCUAAUUCUCAACCUAAUCUCAGUUGACCCUUUGUGAUGUAGUAUUUGCAAUACAUAGAUUUAUCAGCAAUUGGAAAAUAAUACGGCUAUAAUGAACCAUAUAAUUUUGCAGUUAUCCGCUUUUGCUGAUGCCAGAUUUCUUUGUUCAAUAAGUAGAUACUAAGUGUUUCAAAAUAGCCUUGUUAUCUCUAUCAAUUUGUAAGUUUUAUUUUGUAUAUAUAUUUCAAAUCUUUCUUGGAGUCUUGAAAGCUGAGCGCAUUAUCCUAAUUUGCAGCACUGGACUGCAGGUUCGAUGAACACGUACUUUUUUUUUUUUUUUUCUUAAAAUGUAUUCUAUCUUGUCCAUCCACUACGUCUAGUUCCCCAUUGUCCAAAAGACAAAUUGACAACAAAUAUACGUAAAGUUCUGUGACACGAAGCAUAUUUUAAACUCUUACCAUUAGUAAUGGUUGAACCUGUUCCGAACAAACAAAUACGGUAGUAAUAUAUUGUUCAUGUACUUAUUUAUUGGAGGAAGGCUCUUGUAAAUAGCAAAAAAUCAAUCUUUCCUCAUCAAUUUUAGUGCAAUAAUUUUACAGGCAAAAAAACUACAAAAUAUCGUCCGACAGAAUGAUGAUAGUAAAGAAAAAUUCACUAUUGAAGGCAAAUCAACAAAAAUCUAUCUGUCAAGAAUUAAGAAAAGCUGCAUGUGUAGUGAAAACUUGUCGUAGUGUAGUUUAAUCUCCACUUAUAGGCCCACCCCUCCCGCUAGAAAAAAAAACUAACGAAAAAACAAAAGUCUCCCCUAUUUUGCCUACAGCGAUCCUAUUCUCUCUCAUCUUUAUUAUAUUUCUGUUCUCCCAAAAACCUAGAGGAUGAUUAUAAGCCAAAAUAUUGUAAUAAUUGGUAGGACUAUUCCUUUCUCCUAUCGUACGACUGCAAGAUCGUCUUCUAUCAAACCGAUAUCUGUAAUUAUUUAAAUCUAAUCAACUACCCAAAAACACUCAAUCUCUACUGAACACUCACCAACCCAGUGACAGAUGCUCCUAAUUGUGCGAAGGCAAGAAAAGGGCGUAGAAAAAGCAUACGUAACUAGCCGACUACAAAAGUAAAAACAAAAUGUAUACGUAAUUAGAUGUUAAGAUAAAGUAUAUUUAAUAUAAAUAAAACAAUUAAAAAGCAAAGUGAAGCGCAGAAAGUGGAAAAGUUACAAAAAAUAAACAAAAAAAAAGCAAAAAAUAAUUUAAAAGUAAUGGAAUGAUAAAAUAAGUGAAUAAGAUUUUUAUAGUGGGUAAGUAACUUAAUUGGAAUGAAAUAUUGGAGCAAGACACAAAAAUCACAUAAAACAAAAGUAAUAUAUUCCAGUGAGUAGUAGAAGAGAUGAGGGCUGUCAAUAUUUGACGACAACAAAUAAGCAAGUGGACAGUUCCUAUAUGUGAAUUAAAUGGAAAAUUAAAUCAUUUUCCGUGUGUCGAAUGAGCGCAUGAAAGUUCAUUGAUUAUGAAAAAAACUAUGGCAAA